CCCAGUCAGACUGCCUACGGAAAUGUACAGCCUGUGGUACAGUCAGUGUAAAUUAGCUUAGUGAGAUGACAGCAGGCAACACAGACCUUCACUGGCUUCCAUUGAUCUGAAGCUGAUCGUUGUUUCCGAUACUUUCCGGAUAAGAAUGUCACGAGUCUACGAUUUAUAAGCAAGUAGAAGCUAUUAGCGUAAACGCUAACAUUGGUUAACUAAACGCUGCAGCUUUGCAACUUGUGCAGCUAGCUAACGUUACUGAAUGGCCAACUGAGUCACUUGUGAUGGUCUGGACUUUAUAACAACGAAGGAGAAGCUGAGAUGGAAGACUGCAAUGAGGAGGACCUUAUAGAAACACCUGAGCUGCCUCUGGAGAUCAUAGUUUACAUCCUGAGCUUUCUUCACGCUUCAGACAGGAAGGAUGCCUCGCUGGUCUGCCGCACCUGGUACUAUGCCAGUCAGGACUCAAACUUUCAGAAGAAUGUCACCUUCUGCUUCCCGGCUUCAGCCUCGUCCCUGGAGCUGAUCAGGGGUCUGGGCGGAAAGUCACGCUGCAGUCUGAUUAUCAAGCAGCUCGAUGGCUUCAGCAUGUCCAGAUCACUGCUUCUGGAGGUGGGUCUGUGCUUGGGCUCUAAGUUGCAGAGCUUGGCCCUGCCUGGUAGCAGUAUGACAGAGGCCUCUCUGCUGGCCCUCCUCCCUCGCCUCACCUCCCUCCGUAGGCUGGACCUCCGGGGGCUGGACAGCCUCUUCAUGUCUGGGGCUUUCCUCUCCAGGGAGGAGCACAGACAGCAGGUCAGGUCCGCUCUGUUGGGUCUGGAGGAGCUAGACUUGUCUGAUCUGCGCUACCUCUCCGAUCUCACCUUCAAUCGGCUCACCGGCUGUACCCCGCGCCUCCGCCGCCUCUCGCUGGCCGGAUGCCAUAUCGCCUUUGAGUUCGACCCAUAUCGAGGGUGCCCUGUGGGAGCAGUUAAGGCUUCGUCAGCUUUGCUGUCACUGAGGAACUUGCGAAGGUUGUUAUCAGAGCAGAACUCCACCAUCGUAGCUCUGGACCUCAGCAGAACCUCCAUCACCCCUGAGUCACUACGCACUAUUGCACAGGUUCAAGAUUUGGUCUUAGAGGAACUGUGUCUGCACGGCUGUAAGGAGCUCACCGACUACUCAAUAGAGGUUCUGAUGAAGCACCAGCCGAGCCUGCAGAGACUGGACAUCAGUGCCUGCACUGAGCUGACCAGCAGGUCUGUCAAGGCCGUAGCACAGGGCCUGAAGUCACUGACACGGCUCUCCUUGUCCCGCAAUUGGAGGAUCACUGAAAAAGGCCUCGCUGACCUUCUGUCUGUGUCGUCCCUGAAGAGUCUGGACCUGUCUGAGUGUCUGCACGUCAGCGGAACAGAGAUAGUGAAAGGCUUGACGGGAUGCACCGCUGCACGAGCACAGCUGGAGACACUCAGCCUCAAGAGCUGCACCUACAUUAGGGAUCUUGCAGUUUUCUCUCUCACGCAGCUUCUUGGGGAUACUCUCCGGGAGCUAGACUUGACGUUAUGUGUUAACGUGACUGACCUGUCAGUGCACGCUAUAGCCACAUACCUGCAGAGGCUGGUAGUUCUGCGGCUCGGCUGCUGUAAAGAAGUCACAGACUGGGGUCUGCUGGGGAUUGUGGAAACCACCAAAAGUGAACCUGACGAGGAGACGGUAGACAAGGGUCCCAGGUUCACCCGGACCUUUGGCAACAUGGGCUUCUUCAAGCCUCCUCGUUUGCCGUUUGAGGAGCGACCCAAGCUGGUGACGCAGAAUGACCUGCAGCAGUUCAAACAGCAGGCUGGAGCUUCACUUUUAGCUCUCAACAGGCUGCAGGAGCUGGACCUCUCUGCUUGCCCCAAACUCACCGACAGCAGCAUAACACAGGUGGUGCAUUACCCAGACCUUCGCCGCCUGUCUCUCUCCAUGCUGCCGGACAUCACUGACGCCAGCUUGGCGUCGGUAGGCUGGCACUGCCGCAGCCUCACCAGCCUGGCACUCAACCACUGCCCGGGCAUCAGUGACCGUGGCGUGGCACAGGCUGCACCGUACCUACACAGGCUGCAGCAUCUCUACCUCUCCUGUUGCAAUAACAUCACUGACAGAUCCUUGUUCCUCCUGGUGCAGCACUGUGACCGUCUGCAAACACUCGACGUCUCACAGUGCAAAAAUAUCUCAUUAACAACCGUGGACCUCCUCCAAUCACAGCUGCCCUUCUUGGAAAAUGUCCAUUACAAAUUCAUAGGUGGGGCAGAUUUUUCCUUUACACUCUGACUGACUGAAUGUCCUGCUGGUCCUUUUCUAUUAAAAAAUGACUGACCAAAGCCUGCUCCAUGAGUUUUGCACACUCCAGCACUUUGCACAAGAACUGAAGGAAAAUGUUGAAACGUUGUCAGUUUACAGUUUAUACCGGUCACCAGUAGGUCACCCUGUAAGUGAUUUUAUAAAAGUCCCUUCACUGUGAGACAGGUACUACUUGUAUGAAACUAAUGUGGCACAACUUCUGCCUGUAUUGUUAACAUUUCAUGUUUGCUCAUGCUGAAAGUCAAACAACCAGACGGGGAAGACGUUACAGGUCUUUCAGACAAAACUGACUCAAAACACGUGCACCAUAAACAUAAUAUUCAAAGAUCAUUAACUGUCGAUUCCAAGGACAAAAGGUUUAGAAGUAAAGUUUAUGUUCAGUGUAUGUGGUGCACCAUCACUGAGGGCACAGAUCUCCUCUACACAUGUGUACAAGAGAAACAGCUGGCACUGUAAGAAGAGCAUCUUCUCAUAGUAUCUCAUUAUAAUGAGAAUUGUUGUCUUGGACAUUUAUUUGUAGGAGGUAAUAUGUCGCGCGAACGAGAGAGUUAGUUUGUUGUUUUAAUUGUAGAACAAGAUGUUUUUAUCUACGUUGAAGCGUUAACAGUAUCUCAGAAAAGACUUGCACAGCUUCAGCAGAACAAGUGAAGGAAAGAAGUCCCAUGAUAAAAUAUAAGAGAUUUUUAUAGAAUAAUUAUAUUAUAUAUUUUUUAUGUGACAACAAUGGAAAGAUAAGCUGUAGACUAUAUUCUUACAUUUUACAAUGUUUCUUAACAUGAGUACAUUCCUGUUGUUUUGAGCAGUAAAAGAAGGUAAGACUGAGUUGAGAUGCUCACACUGAAGCUUUGGUGACAGUGCUUUUCAUUUCUUGAUAAAACAUUUUUUAACAUCAAAACAGGAGAAAUAUUUGUUCUUACAAUGAUGGUUCCAUGUUGCUAAAGUACAAGUACAGAUGGAAAUGAAGUCAAAUAGUUAAACUUCAGCCUAUCACUCUGAGGCAAAGGGACAGAAGAUGGAGACUUCAUUCAAUUAGCGGUUUAUAUUUUCCAAGAGUUCUCUGAAAACUGCCUGUGUUAUCCAAUGUGAUCAACAUGUAGUCAGAUUGAGUCUCAAAUGAUAAGGAAUUUAUUGAAAGGUAGUAAUAUCCCACAAAUUGCAGACAUCACGUCACAACAUUUUUUUCAAUUCAAAUUUGUGGACAUACGACAAGCUUCCCAUAAUAGUACAAACUGUGGUGUUGAACUAACUAUAAUCCAUCCCUUGAUACUGUAUGUGCAUUGUAGAAUAAUGUUGUACUGCUGUUACAUUGUAUGCUGCACGAUGCCAGAGGGAGAAUUAUAGACUGUAAAGGUGAAAAAUCAAGGAUAUAAGAUGCUGACUUUUAAAAAAUAAAUAAACCGCAGAGAAGUCAAACCUUGGCUACUCUGUAAAACACACACACACACACACACUUGUUUCUUUCUCAUUAUAAAUCAAACUGUUUAUUCGUGUGAAUUGAUUCAAAGUGGAUAUUUAUCACAAAGUGUCAGGAAUGCAGUGCAGAGGACAGUCGUGACUGACGUUAUUCUGCAGAUCUGUGUCAGUUAUUGAGCAGCGACUGAGUGCUUGGUGAGUGAGAGUGUAGCACAUUGGGACUGAGCACGUCACCCCCAUCAUAUUAUAAUCACUACAUUGUAUGAAAUCAAUUCAUUUUAAAAUCAAUUCAAGAUCUUAUCCAAGACAGUCGAGAAAAUAAAAUGAUGAUCACUGAUUGCAUUUGUGCUAGUUAGAUAGAAAACUGUUGAUUAUGCCAAAUGUACAACUGUAAAAAAACAAGUCAGCUUGGUACCUAAUAAAAGUCGUACAGAGCAUCUCUGCUGCACAGUAUAGAGCCGCUGGGAUCUGUACCAAGGCCAGUACCUAUGUCAUGUAUAUUUC
Cottoperca gobio is the source of this 4230-nucleotide messenger RNA. It is a transcript of the gene fbxl9, whose product is annotated as F-box and leucine rich repeat protein. Gene Ontology annotation, molecular function: protein binding. The record is from RefSeq and is a predicted model, not a curated record. The transcript is spliced from 11 exons. Gene Ontology annotation, cellular component: SCF ubiquitin ligase complex. Gene Ontology annotation, biological process: SCF-dependent proteasomal ubiquitin-dependent protein catabolic process. NCBI's taxonomy places the organism in Eukaryota, Metazoa, Chordata, Actinopteri, Perciformes, Bovichtidae. The coding region runs from base 316 to 2283 and encodes 655 amino acids.